AAUGUUUACAAAACACAACAACCUAUGUUUCACUUCUACAUCUCGGGAUCUACUAGAACACCUCCUUGUAAGAUGGCAAAAUAUAUUAUGGACCCUGUAAAUCUCGACUAUGGAAAUGACAGUCAAGCAACUAAUAUAUUGGACACCCGGUUUGAAAGAAUUGAAGUGAAAAACUUGAGCAGAAACAAAUAUAUGUUACUCAUAUUCCACACUCCAAAUUCCCCCAAAUACAUUUUCCACUUUGAACCACAAGUUGUGAUUCUUUCUGCCCGAACAACAAAAACAGUGACUUCUUAUGUGACCAUCUUCUGUUCAACAAAAGUCCGUGAUUUGAAGAUCCCAUACACGGUGUGGUUCAGUAAAUCAAAGAGAACAUUGAUUGAAAUAUCAAAUCUUCUCAAAGACAAGAGUUUUGAAAAUUGGACAAACUCCGACGAAAAGAAAAUGGAGUACCUUAAAAAGAAUGUCAGAAAACAAAUCCACAAUCAGAUUACAAUUAAAACAGAUGCGGCAAGUUCAACACAUAUUGACUUAGACGAAUUGAACAUGUCCGAGUUCCCCAUAGCUGAAGGAGCAAUGGGCAAAGUGUAUAUUGGCAGCUAUAGAAGUGUUCCCGUCGCAGUCAAACAAUUUAGAUGGGAAAGUCUCAGCGAUGAAGAUAUGAAGGAACUAAAGAAAGAAGUUACUGCAGAAUGUGAAAUUAUGAGCAAACUUCGAAAUCCGUUUAUCGCGAGUUAUAUGGGUUCAGUGACAUACAUUCCACAAGUCUCAAUGGUCAUUCAGUUCUUUGUUUUGGGUUCACUUGGAGAGUAUUUGCGUAAGGACAAGAGAGACUACAUCAAACUCCCAUACAAAUUGAAAGUGAGGAUGCUGUUUGAUACAACUCGUGGAAUGCAAUUCUUGCAUGAAAACAGAAUUAUGCAUCUUGACUUAAAGCCAGACAAUUUGCUUGUUAACUCAUUGGAUCCAAACAGUGCAUGUUCAAUCAAAAUUACAGAUUUUGGUACGUCAAGAUUCACUAAAAGGACGAUCGGUAAAGGACAAGAUAAAGGACUUGGAACCCCGAUUUAUGCUGCUCCCGAAACAUUCCACGAUGAGUACACAUUUGCAGGUGAUGUUUACUCGUAUGGUAUUACUGCUUGGGAAAUUUUUUACCAGGACGAGCCUUACAACGAGCUUCGGUCUGUCUUUGAAAUUAAAAACUAUGUUGAGUCUGGAAAAAGACUGAAACUGGAGAAUGGUAUGCCUCCCAUAUACCAGGAAUUGGUCAAAAAAUGUUGGGAACAAGAACCAAAAAAUAGACCAACAUUCGACCAAGUUGGUAAAAUUGUUAUUUUACUCAACGACGACAUAGCAAACCAUCAAGAACUGGAUAUUGAAGUUUCUCAGGACAAAAUCGAAGAACUCAUCAAUAAUAGAGACCAAAGAAUGAGAAAACAACUUGAAGAAAUUAGCAAAGAUGUAUAA
Molecule: messenger RNA, 1467 nt
Organism: Entamoeba invadens IP1
Lineage: Eukaryota; Evosea; Mastigamoebida; Endamoebidae
Product: protein tyrosine kinase domain containing protein
Exons: 2
Biological process (GO): protein phosphorylation
Molecular function (GO): protein kinase activity; ATP binding
Source: RefSeq, a predicted model, not a curated record